AUGUCGCAGACGUGCGUUUCCACAUCGGCCUCGUCUCUCAGAUUCAACUCCCUUGGCUUCGUCCCAAACCCUAGCUCGUCUCCCCAACCACAGGCCCUCUCUCUCCCCUUCCAACGCUUACCUUCAAGGAAAUUGAAUAAGUUAGUUGGGAAGAGCAAAAAUCUCCAAAGUUCUCCAGUGAAAGCUAUUUACUCUGGUGAACAUUGGGCACCAGAAAGGAGUUCUCGUCAAGGAAUUUGGUCCAUAAGGGAGGAUGUGCAAGUUCCAUCUUCUCCAUACUUUCCAGCAUAUGCACAGGGACAGGGCCCACCCCCUAUGGUGCAAGAACGCUUUCAGAGUGUUAUUAGUCAGCUUUUCCAGCAUAGAAUAAUACGUUGUGGGGGAGCUGUUGAUGAUGAUAUGGCAAACAUAAUUGUUGCUCAACUUCUUUACCUUGAUGCUGUUGAUCCUAAGAAGGACAUUGUCAUGUAUGUAAAUUCACCAGGAGGAUCUGUUACUGCUGGUAUGGCCAUUUUCGACACUAUGAGGCAUAUACGACCUGAUGUAUCCACUGUAUGUGUUGGGCUUGCAGCUAGCAUGGGGGCUUUCCUGCUCAGCGCUGGUACCAAAGGAAAAAGGUACAGCUUGCCAAAUUCGAGGAUAAUGAUCCAUCAGCCUCUUGGUGGAGCUCAAGGUGGGCAAACUGACAUAGAUAUUCAGGCAAAUGAGAUGCUGCAUCAUAAGGCAAACUUGAACGGUUAUCUCUCCUACCACACUGGUCAAAGUCUUGAAAAGAUCAAUCAAGACACAGAUCGUGAUUUCUUCAUGAGUGCGAAGGAAGCCAAAGAUUAUGGGCUUAUAGAUGGUGUGAUAUCGAAUCCUCUCAAAGCUUUCCAACCUUUGGCAGCCGCAACAGCAAGUGAAGAUGAAUCAGCUGAGCAAACUGUUGCGGAAAGUAAAGGUGAAUCGAGUGUCUGA
Molecule: messenger RNA, 957 nt
Organism: Prunus armeniaca (apricot)
Lineage: Eukaryota; Viridiplantae; Streptophyta; Magnoliopsida; Rosales; Rosaceae
Source: the annotation of a GenBank genome assembly